AGCAAUGUGACCAGAUUAUUCCACCUAUAUCAACGGCAGAAUCCUCAUGAAAGUCUAUCCUACUGUUUCCUCUGCACUUCCUUUUGACCUACGGUGGUGCGAUUGUCCCAUGAGUAACCUUGUUACUGUAGGUACCGUGGCGCCCAUUGAUGGUCUACCCAAGGUUUCCACAGUGAAUGUGACUGCUCCCAUUGAACCUCCGUCAGAACUGUAUGAGAGACGACAGGCAGCGCCUUCUCUGGAUACCGUGGUUGUAGGCUGUGGCAUAGGAGGUCUCGCAGCUGCAUUUUGCCUUGCAAUGGCAGGCCAUAAAGUCACCAUCUUAGAGAGCGCUGCGACGAUUGGUGAAAUUGGCGCCGGUAUUCUCAUGACUCCCAACGUAACCCGCCAGUUAAUCCGUUGGGGCCUCGAAAAGCGACUGCAAGAAGUCGUUGUCAACCCAAGUGCACUGACCGUUCGUCGUUGGUGCACCGGAGAGACGUUAUCAUGGAAACAAUGGGGCGAUUCGGUUGUGAAGAACUAUGGGGCGCCGCUUUCCCACAUACACAGAGCUGAUCUGCAUCGCAUGUUGUAUGAUCUCGCAGAGCCACACGUCAACAUCCGAACGAAUUGCCGGGUUGUUGCCAUGGACCCAUCUGUACCCAGCGUAACGCUAAAAUCCGGUGAAGUUGUCCGUGCCAACUUGGUAGUUGGUGCAGACGGUUUGAGGAGCGUAACUCGUCAGUAUGUCGUCGGGAGACCGGACGAACUAACCCCAUCGGGUGAUGCAGCCUACCGCGCUGUGUUGCCAACCGAAUUACUCCUUGCAGACCCAGAUUUAAGGACCCUUGUCGAAACUCCGGAGACAGCUAUAUGGUUGGGCCCACAGCGGCACAUCGUAGCAUACAACAUUCGAGCCAAGAAGGAGUAUAACAUUGUCAUGUGCCAUCCCGACCGAGACCCUGAAGGGUCCUGGAAAAUAGAGGAAAGUACCGAUAGGAUGAAGGAGGAGUUUGUAGGCUGGGAGCCACGCAUCCAGAAACUCCUUUCGCUCAUCCCUUCAGCGAUCAAAUGGACAUUGAUGGACCACGCUCCCCUAGAAACUUGGGUGCACGAGGACGGCAAACUUGCCCUUCUUGGAGAUGCUUGCCAUCCCAUGCUUCCUUACGGUGCACAGGGGGCGGCUAUGGCUAUCGAAGACGCCGCGGUCCUUGGAAACAUGUUCUCCCGCUUGUCUUCCCGUGCUCAGAUCACUCCACUUCUUCAUGCUUACGAAGCAAUCCGUUAUGAUCGGGCGACUAACACACAGGCGUUCUCCCGCCUCCGUAGGAUCCCUUUGCAUCUUUCUGAUGGACGGGAACAAGAACAACGUGAUAAGCAGAUGCACGCUGCCAUGGAGGACGCGUUAAGAGAAGCUCGUGGUGGAACAUCUGUUAGUACUGACACGAAUACUACCAGCAAUGCGAACCAGCGGGAUGAAAAAGAGAGGGAAGCAAUCCAGUUUGGGUACGAUACUGACAAGGAAGCUGAGAGGUGGUGGCGGGAACAUGGCGAGAGCGAGGUUGGUUCUUUGAGAAUGCCUUCGACAUCAUGAUGUAGUGUUUGUCGCAUCAGGUGUUUUCAUCGGUGCAAUUUUUCCAAUACCUUGUAGUCGACGAAAGUUAUAGGUAACUUUUUUUUUUCAUUCAAGUGCCACUGUAGCAUGAUCUAUGUGAUGCACUCGGUGGAUAGUUAGAGAGAAGUGUAGACGACGAUUGAUGAUAGCCAUCCUCAACCUUGGCAAGUUCAAGUCCAACACCCCGGGUCUGAUUAGCCCUC
This is a messenger RNA of Pisolithus orientalis, 1797 nucleotides long. RefSeq names its product FAD/NAD(P)-binding domain-containing protein. The transcript is spliced from 8 exons. Gene Ontology annotation, molecular function: monooxygenase activity; FAD binding. The coding region runs from base 47 to 1573 and encodes 508 amino acids. Lineage: Eukaryota; Fungi; Basidiomycota; Agaricomycetes; Boletales; Pisolithaceae. Gene Ontology annotation, biological process: secondary metabolite biosynthetic process. The record is from RefSeq and is a predicted model, not a curated record.